AUGAUCGCAAAGCUCCAUGCAAUGCUCCACUACAUAAACUACAUUUGCAAGCUUGGUACUCCAGAUGGGUUUAACACCAAGUUGCCUGAACGGUUGCAUAUACCGUGUGCCAAGGAAGGGUUCCAUGCGUCAAACAAGAAGGAGGUAAUCCAACAAAUGGCAACAUACCUUCAACGAAUUGAAGCAAUCGCAAUGCAUCGUGCGCACCUGGAUGACCAACAAGCUCCAAAGAUUGGCGAUUCCCCGGAUGACAAGCCUCUGUGUCUAGAAGAUGAAGACGGUGAUUAUGGGGACGACGAGGUGUUUAUUGGGGGAGUGAACCGGCUCACUCUAGGUGACAAAAGCAAGGACGAGGGUGAAGACAAAGAUGAAGACGAAGGCAACAACGAAGACAAAGACAAAGACAAAGACAAAGACAAAGACAAAGACAAGGGCCGUAUUGACGAGGAGGCCAUAGUUGCCGAAGACAAGCUUGGGGCCGAUGGGGAUGGGGAUCCCAAGGUUGAUCUGGAGUGCAGGGACGUCGACAACGGAACAUGGGCCAAGGAGUGUCAGAUUGACAGUGAAACGGGCCAACAGGAUGGCCCAUCAGUCUUCUAUCCAGAACCAGCUAUCAAACACUCAAAGAAGCCUACCCUAGUUGCCACUGCCGCGCAUCUUAUUGCCAAACAUGGGGCCACCAAACUUCUUCCAGCUGUCAAAUUGUUCCUCAAGCAACACGACCUAUACGCACGCAACCUUGUCAUCUCACCCAGCGACAAGUAUCAAAUAUGGAGGCAAUGUCGCCUUAUUCAUAGCCCACCUCCGUUCAAACCUACCAAGGACAAGAAAACCAAUGUCAUUCGUGCAUUCCCUAUGGUUGUUGAUGAGCAUGGCCAGCCAAAAAGGGAGGCGGAGUAUGACACUGCGUUAUUCAUACACGACGACAAAAGUGAUGGGUUACAUUGGUAUUGCGCAUGUUGCGUCCGAGCAAUCUUUGAACUUCCGGAUCAUUUACGACACUUAUACAACAAGAAACUCAUUUAUGCCGAGCUUUUCAACCCCUUCCACUCGUCCUUCGACGUCUGCACCCAUCUAUACAAGACUGCCCACUCAAUGGCACCCAAUGGUCAACGCCUCGCAAUUGUCAUGCCGUUGUCGGAGAUCAAACUUACAUGUCAUAUUGCGCCUCACUAUGGGUCCGCCACGGCUGAGCUAGACCUGGCACGCAAGACCAUAUAUUAUCUUCGUGUUGUAGGUUUCUAUUCAACAAGUAUGCAAGCUUUUUCCUCUUUGAACUUGCGCAUCACUGGCGCCAAACUGGCGCAACAAAGUGAACAAAGUAAGUAA
Molecule: messenger RNA, 1329 nt
Organism: Rhizoctonia solani
Lineage: Eukaryota; Fungi; Basidiomycota; Agaricomycetes; Cantharellales; Ceratobasidiaceae
Exons: 2
Coding region: 1-1329 (442 amino acids)
Source: RefSeq, a predicted model, not a curated record